This is a messenger RNA of Aedes aegypti (yellow fever mosquito), 842 nucleotides long. RefSeq names its product proteasome subunit beta type-2 (gene Prosbeta4). NCBI's taxonomy places the organism in Eukaryota, Metazoa, Arthropoda, Insecta, Diptera, Culicidae. Gene Ontology annotation, cellular component: cytosol; proteasome core complex, beta-subunit complex; proteasome core complex. The record is from RefSeq and is a predicted model, not a curated record. Gene Ontology annotation, molecular function: peptidase activity. Gene Ontology annotation, biological process: proteasomal protein catabolic process. Bases 137 to 757 code for a protein of 206 amino acids. The transcript has 3 exons.
CAAAAACGCAAAGCGUCAACAAAACAGUCCUUUUCGAUUCUCAUCGGCCGUCAAGUGAUUUUGUUUGUCAUUCCUGCAAGUAGUUCGAGAGCCCGAUUGAAUCCGGUUGAUUUUGUUCUUUUCAAACGCCAGAAAAAUGGAAACUUUAAUGGGAAUUCGUGGUCCGGACUUUGUGAUGUUGGCCGCGGACUGCACACACGCCCAUUCGAUCAUGGUUCUCAAGGACGAUGAGAAUAAAAUUUACAAGAUUUCCGAUAAUUUGAUGAUGGCGACGAUUGGGGAAGCCGGAGAUCGAGUCCAGUUCACGGAGUACAUCAGUAAGAAUAUUCUGCUCUACAAGAUGCGCAAUGGAUACGAACUGGGGCCGAAGUCGGCUGCUCAUUUCACCCGGAAGAAUUUGGCCGACUAUCUGCGAUCCCGCACUCCAUACCAGGUCAACGUAUUGGUUGGAGGCUAUGACGAAGCCGAUGGUGCUCAGCUGCAUUACAUCGACUAUCUGGCCAACUCGCUACCAGUAAAAUAUGCUGCCCACGGUUACGGCGGAUUGUUCGUGUCCAGUAUUUUGGACCGGUACCACCACGCAAAAAUCACCCAAGAUGAGGCGUACGAAAUUCUGAAGAAGGGGGUGGCCGAAAUCCAGAAGCGCCUGAUCAUCAACCUACCGAACUUCAAGGUGUCCGUCAUCGAUAAAGAUGGCAUCAAGGAACUGAAGGAUAUCACGGCUGAAAGCUUGAAGGAAGAACCGGUGGCUGCUUGAAUCUUGGAGGGGAAGUAAGGGUAAGCUGUUCGGAUCCAUUUCUAGGGUGGAAUAAUAAAUUUGGAUUUACAUUUAUACGUGGAAA